AUGGAGAUAGUGUAUGAGAGAGCCACGCUUCUUGAAAAUCUCCCAGAUGAACUAUUCUUGUCCAGACCUCGGAAAUCGACAAAUUCUAAGUUAGAUGAGCUACCUGGGAUUUGGAAAUUCAAAACCUUGCUACAGCUACAGCCAUUCACUUGGAAUUUUGGUCAAGGGAGGGUGGAUAACUACUCCUUUGGAUCAUGUCAACACAGAAGGCUCUUUCCUCACUUCUAUCCCCCAAACCGGUUGGGGAACAAGUUUCUUCCUCUUAGGGGAUUUCCCCACACAGGGCCUGGAUGUUACAUAACAGAUUGGUAUGGCUUGGCAUACAACCUAACUAAGAUUCCGACCAGUAUAAAAGGAUAUGCUAUUGGAGCCAGAACAGCUGUGAGGUUUAAGCCAGUCCACAAGGAAUUGACACUUCACCCAGGCCUGUACCAGAAAGUAAAGAAUUGGAAGGAAAAACCAAAGCAAAAUUUUGCUCCAUUUAAUACCUUGGUGCCUCGAUUUCAGAGCUAUUUAAAGGACCCUUCUUACCCUGGUCCUGGUACAUACAACCCGGAGAAGAAACCACUCCCAAAAGUUACUUGGCCAAUGAAAUUUGGAUCUCCAGACUGGGCUCAGGUUCCAACUCUAGAGAAAAGAACCCUAAAAGCUGAGCUAUCCACAGACAAAGAAUUUAGAAAGCAUCGGAACCGUGUGGCUUACUUAAGCCUAUAUUACGAUUGAGAAGUGGUCACUUCCUUCACAUACUUCUCCUGAUCACAGAAUCUUCAGAAUAGAGGACAGAGCUGCUCUUCUUCUGCAUUACUGUGGCCCACUUGUCUUUCAAGCUGGGGCCCAGGGCGUGUUAAGGGGCUCACAACUGCAAUUUGCGAGUAUAAAGACUGGUUAAGUGUCCUGUCUCCUGCUGCUGGUUUAUGAUCUGGGGGUUCAUGGUAGAUGGUUUCAUUUGAGUGAAAUACUCUUGAGUCCUUGCCCUUUAUUCGUAAUUUCCAGAUACCAGGCUUAUAUGUUCUACAACUAGCUCUGGUAAUAGGUAGCUGGUGUCCUACACAUAUCAAGAGCUUGGAUAGGAUGUGGGCUUGCUAGAUAUAAAGGAUGCUUAAAAGCAGGUGAAAACAUUCCUAAUUUAUGAGCUCUUCCAAGCUUUAAUGUAGCGUGGGAAGGCCCUAAUUUGGUUGCCUUUCCCAGACUGACAUAAAACACACAGAACCAAAAAUUCCCCCCCUUCCCAUUACAUCAUCUAUUUAAUCUGUCAGUCAACAUACAUAUUGAAUUUAUUACUCUCUGUCUGUCAGUGGUAGGCACUGGGAACAUACUAGAAUUCAACAUACACUAAUCUACUAGUUCCUUGAGGCCGGCCAGAAGUCUGAGACUUCCUCAGGGUGACUAAUGCAUUGGACCUGCCCUCAGUCUGAAUGACCUCUGGAGCCUUAUACCUAGCCUGGGGAUAUAAAGGUCAGAACCCACAACAGCCAUGUGUAAAAUACUUAUCCAGAAACUCUGGCCUAGUAAGUAGGCUUUUUUAAUUUCCAACAUUAACUGACAUAACUCACAAAUAUAGUUUGUUCAGGUUUGGCAUUAAGAGUGGCCUAACUUAACUUUUUUUUUUCCCAGUGGAAAUUGCUGGGGAUUGAACCCAGGGGCACUUUACCAAUGAGCUACAGCCCCAGUCCUUUUUGUUUUCAUUUUGAGACAGGGUCUCAUGAAGUUGCUGAAGAUAGCCUCAAACUUGCAAUCUUCCUGCCUCAGCCCUCCCCAGUCACUGGGAUUACAGAGGUGUAUACCCAGGGGUCUGGCUUAUCUUUUAAUGGAUAUGUCCUUUUGUACCCACUUAGACCUCUUAGUAAUUAUCCAAAAGGUGGAAAAUCUGAAAGGUCUGGGUUUCAAAGAGUGAGAAGCUGACAGUGGCCACAGAAAGGCUCCAGCCCACCACAACCCUGAGAGCCACCCCACAACAAGUGUUAGCUAGAGAAAAUGAUAGUAAGAGACAAAAAUCUCCUGGGUGAAUGACUUGGAGGAGCCUAAUUCCAUAAGAGUCAAGAUCUUCUGAAAUAAUUAUGGUGAAGGUCAGAAAAGUCUCUAUUGAAAACCAAACUGGAAUAUUAAAAUAAAGAUACCUGAGGUUAAAAACUUGCCCCGUACAUAGACGUCUUUUAAUCUGAUGAUUGAAUGAUUCUGUUAACUUGUCAAGAAGCAUUUAUGACUUGAGAAUCAUGAUGAACUGUUACCACCCCUCCUACAUGCAUCCCUCCCUUUUCUGCUGUGGAUCCACACACAUGCAGGUGUAUUCAGAGACAAUAAGUUAGCAUUAUUUUUUCUGAUUCAGUAUCUUUUGCCCCUUCUUUGGAGUUUAUUGACAGCAAAUUGGAACAUCUUUCACACUAUUUGGUCCAUAUGCUCAAAGUUUUUCCCAGGGAAGGAAACUCUCUUUCCUAAAAUAGUAAUCUGAGGCUGGGGGUGUAGUUCAGUGGUGGAGAGCUUGCCUAGUAUGGGCAAGGCCCUGGGUUCAAUCCACAGUGAUACACACACAUACACACACAUGCACACACAGAAAGAAAGAGUCAAAAACACAUCCUAUUCAAUAAUAAAAUAAUAAUGAUGUGACCAAAAAUAAUUUGUAAUAAAACUUCAGUUAAUCCUCAGCGUUCCUUAAAAUGCUAAGCUGCUAAGAAAUGGCACAAAUACUUAAGAAAAAAUACCAUAAGAGCUGGACAUAUUAUAGCUCAGUAGGAGAGUCCUUACCUAGCAUGUGCUAGGGCGGGGAUCUCCAGUACUGCAAAAGGAAUAAAUAAAUAAAUAAAUACAGUACCAAAGAGAAAACAUUGUGGGUCAUAUUUAUUUUAUGUCUGGAUUUGUUCAAGGGGCUUACAAGAUUGGGUUAAUGGAGUAAAAUCAUAGUACUUAGUGAAGUAGAGCUUACAAUAUAACAAAGACUGAUUUAGAAACUGCAUGAAAUACGAGAGGAUGUAGCUUGACAUGCAGCACCACAGAAUCUGUGACAAAGUGGAAUUUAAUGGCCAAUUGCUGCAAAU
Molecule: messenger RNA, 3032 nt
Organism: Sciurus carolinensis (gray squirrel)
Lineage: Eukaryota; Metazoa; Chordata; Mammalia; Rodentia; Sciuridae
Gene: Cimap3
Product: primary cilia formation
Exons: 6
Coding region: 1-723 (240 amino acids)
Biological process (GO): regulation of cell projection organization
Cellular component (GO): ciliary basal body
Molecular function (GO): cytoskeletal protein binding
Source: RefSeq, a predicted model, not a curated record